Cynoglossus semilaevis (tongue sole) is the source of this 3661-nucleotide messenger RNA. It is a transcript of the gene clptm1l, whose product is annotated as CLPTM1 like. The coding region runs from base 340 to 2007 and encodes 555 amino acids. Lineage: Eukaryota; Metazoa; Chordata; Actinopteri; Pleuronectiformes; Cynoglossidae. The transcript has 18 exons. Gene Ontology annotation, cellular component: endomembrane system; membrane. The record is from RefSeq and is a predicted model, not a curated record.
GUGUUCCCGUUUAUAAAGUUACGGACCCGGAAGUGGAUGGCGGAAGAGGAGAGCCACCUCACGCUCUGAGCUUAGGUUAUUUCAGCCUAGAGGUGUUUACGUUUGUUGUUUCUGAAUGGGGUUAAUUAGUAAUGAUGGCUUAUAUUGACUUAGAUUUGAGGCAAUGACGUUGUCGCAAAAAGUUAAAGUGAAUGGGCUGGUAGCCGUCAUUCAAGCUAUGUGAUGUGGAUCAAGCUCUGUCCUUAAUAAACCCUAUCUUACACUCACAUCCUCUGAUGCUGCAUUCACAGACAUAUGGCACUGCUGUUCAGCUAACCAAAGGAAAGAGGAGUAGGCAUCAUGUUUCUUAAAACAUCGUUCACCACCCUGAUAGUUGGGGUGUUUGUAGUGUACGUUCUCCACACCUGCUGGGUGAUGUACGGUAUUGUGUACACCAAACCGUGCGAUGGUUCCAAAAGUGACAACUGCAUCACACCAUUCCUGGCAGGAAACCCAAAACUACAGUUAAGUGUCUACACUGCACUAAAGCCUAAUGGAGAGGGAGGACAAACCUUGAUUCACAAAGAGGAGCAGUUUGAUGUCAACAUCAAGUUUGAAAGGUUGAUCAAUGUCUCCCUUCCAAAGAAGACACGUAACAACGGAACUUUGUACGCACUAGUAUUUGUCCAUCAAGCUGGCGUAUCUCCUUGGCAAGAUCCACAACAGGUCCACUCAGUGGUUCAGCUCACCACCUAUAUGGUCCCUAAACCUCCGGAGAUCUCCCUGAUAUCUGGGGAGGAUCAAACAUUGGGUCAGAAAGAAAAUGUUAUGAAGAAUAAGCGCGGUGAUAGUAACCCGACAGCAGGGGGCAGGGCUGCAACUGGAGAAGCGCCCACUUCAGAUCACCCAGUUUCUCACUGGCGCUCCAGACUGACAUUGAACAUUGUCAGUGACCACUUCCUGUUUGACAGAGAAUACCUGCCAAGUGAUGUCCACAGAUACCUCAGAGUAUUCCAAAAUGGUAAAAAAAUGGUGUAUCUACCUCUGCUGUUUGUUGAUGAGCUCAGCAACCGGGUCAAAGACCUUGUGGAGAUCAACAGUACAACCACGGAACGUUCUCUCACCAUCACCUACGACGCCAUCUCUCUGGGGAGGCUACGGUUCUGGAUCCACAUGCAGGAUGCCGUUUUCUCCCUACAGCAGUUUGGUUUCACAGAGAAGGAUGCUGAUGAGAUCAAAGGGAUCUUCGUGGAUACCAACCUCUACUUCUUGGCACUGACCUUCUUUGUAGCUGCCUUCCAUCUUCUCUUUGACUUCCUGGCUUUCAAGAACGACAUCAGCUUCUGGAAGCAGAAGACAAGCAUGGUGGGAAUGUCAAGCAAAGCAGUAUUGUGGAGAUGUUUCAGCACCAUUGUGAUUUUCCUGUAUUUGUUUGACGAGCUCACCAGCCUGUUGGUCCUCAUACCUGCUGGAAUCGGCACCAUCAUUGAAGUAUGGAAGGUGAAGAAGGCCUUUAAAAUUCAAGUUUUCUGGAAAGGAGGAAAACCAUCAAUCCUGUUUGGGAAAUUAGAUGAAUCAGAAAAGAGAACAGAGGAGUAUGACACUCUGGCCAUGAAGUAUCUGUCUUACCUCCUGUACCCACUCUGUAUAGGAGGGGCUGUGUAUGCUCUAAUAUUUCUACGAUACAAAAGCUGGUACUCCUGGUUGAUCAACAGUUUAGUAAACGGAGUGUACGCCUUUGGCUUCCUCUUCAUGCUUCCUCAACUCUUUGUCAACUAUAAGCUGAAAUCCGUGGCCCACCUGCCCUGGAAGGCCUUCAUGUACAAGGCCUUCAAUACCUUCAUUGAUGACGUGUUUGCCUUCAUCAUCACCAUGCCAACAUCUCACAGACUGGCAUGUUUCAGAGAUGAUGUGGUGUUUCUCAUUUACCUUUACCAGAGAUGGCUCUACCCAGUUGACAAAACAAGGGUAAAUGAAUAUGGUGUUUCUUAUGAUGAGGAGCCUAAAGGGAAAUCUCACAGGGACUAAAAAGGGAAGACAGAUGUUUUUAUUUUGUUUUUUCAUCUGGUGCCUGCCAUUUCCACUGGUCCACUGGUCUCCAUUAAUCCAAAAUGAACCAACUUGGUUUAAUGAUUUAAGUACAUAAACACACUUGGGUGGUACAAGGCAGGAUAAAAAAUGCCCUCAGCUUUUCUGUAUUUUUUAUUUUUGUAUUUUUGUUUUGUUUUGCAACAAAUGAGGAAAAGAAGUAUCAUUAAGCUCUGUGUGUAACUCAUCGCUGUUCAAGAAACAUCAAAGCUGUGUUUUGGCCAUAAAAUCCAUACCGGUCACAGCGCUUUUCAUUUUUCUUGCUUUUCUGGUUGAGUUUUUUUGUUACAUUCAAAGCAGCAGAAAAGAGACCCAGUGUACAGUCAAUGUUAAACCAUCACAAUUUUGUUGCUAAACGAUGAAGGGAAUAAUACAAUUUUUCAAAUCUUUCUUUCACGGUUUUACCUCAGGCAAAUAUGUUUUUUUGUUUGACAUCUAAUGCUCAAGUUGUCUUGUCCAGUCGAUCAGUGAAGCAUAAUUUAUCAAGUCAUUGUAAAGCUGCUGUCAAGAUUACUAAAACUAUAUCUGUAAUUUAAAAUGUGUUUGCACAUGCAUAGAUAUAUCCAAAAUUAACACUGGGUGAUAAGAAGUUUAAUGUUUUAGGUUUAAUGUGUCUCUGAUCAUAAUGUCAUCGUAACAAUUGUCAAGCAAUUGAAGGCAACUUGGGUUUUUUUUUUAUUAUUAGCUUAUUGAAAAGUAGAUGUGUUUUUUCAAAAUCUAAGAUGUGAAAAAUGUUUAACUCUUUGCCCUUAAUAGUCACCCAAACAAAACAAAUUACACCUUGACAUAACUGUCUUUAACUCCAUUUUCAGAAUCAAAUACCUUGUUUCUAGACACUCAGUGGUUAAAUAAAAAAAGGUUUUGACGACUAAUACCAGGAUAAAAAGAAAAUACAUUCAAAAAAGCAAUUUUCUAACUUAAAUCAGUAAUUUGAAAAAUGCUUAUAUAAAUAGCAGUAAGAGAAAUGAAAGCUGCGACACUGAUGUGUUGUUUGAAAAAGGAACAAAUAUGACACAUGAGUAAAAUAGCAUACAUGUAAUUUGAAUGUUGUUAUUUUUUGUGAACGUUAUGUAACAAUGUGACCAAAUUACCCAAACAUUCCAGAAUCUUUAAACUGUUGAAUUAUCUUUCUACUGUAUCCACAUGCUCUAUGGUACUGAUUUUAAAUACUGUAGAAUCCUUUUCUACCCAUUCUGGUUUGGUCAUUCUACCUGCUCAAGUAUUUUUUUAUUCAUCAGAGCCAAGGAAAUCUGUUGGUGCCAAAUUUCAGAAUGUUCUGUUAAGUUGUUGCUUUGUUUGUUCAGCGGUGGUUGAGGCUUGUGGAAAGUAUUACAACAUUAUGUUUUAUACAGUCACAUUUUCAUUUAACUCCCAUUGAAUCAUACUGUACCACAACUGUGCCAUGGUAAUACAGCACAGAUGAAUCCCCUCAUGAAUUAUACUGUACCACAACUGUGCCAUGGUACAGCACAGAUGAAUCCCCUCAUGAAUGCAGUUGGGAGAACUAAUUUAGAAAAUUUGCCUCUAAAAUGAAUUUGCUUAAAGUAAUGUUUUUGUUUCAUAAUUAAGAAAAAAUAAAGUUGCAGUAGAAGUU